This is a messenger RNA of Notolabrus celidotus (New Zealand spotty), 3007 nucleotides long. RefSeq names its product SPARC-related modular calcium-binding protein 1-like. The coding region runs from base 329 to 1693 and encodes 454 amino acids. Gene Ontology annotation, cellular component: basement membrane. Gene Ontology annotation, biological process: extracellular matrix organization. Lineage: Eukaryota; Metazoa; Chordata; Actinopteri; Labriformes; Labridae. The transcript has 11 exons. The record is from RefSeq and is a predicted model, not a curated record. Gene Ontology annotation, molecular function: extracellular matrix binding; protein binding; calcium ion binding.
GGUCUCGUGUCUCGUGCUCCUGGAACACAAACACUGCGCGCGCUGCUGUCCCACCUUUGAGCAGCUCGAGACCACAGAACACAGACAUGCGCAGAGCGGUGACACCCCGAGAAGAGACGCCGAGGUCAUAACCUGUUUAUACAGUCUAUGGUCAUAACGGUCAUAACCUGCAGCCUGGAGUUUACUCUUCCUCCUCUUCAUCAUCAUCAUCAUCAUCAUCUAUAACCACAGACUGGCUGCGCGGCAUCGACGCUUUGAAACCUCAGAACAACAAGGAGCAGCAGGCGCGCGGCCGCUCCUCCUCCUCUUCCUCACCUGGACGGCUACUAUGAUGCUCGCGCUCACCUUCACCUGCCGCGCGCUGCUCGUCUUCCUGCUCUCAGAGUCUGUGGAGGCCGACAGGACCCCGGUAAGAACCCCGGUAAGAACCCAGCCCUUCCUCAUCACAGAGAACAUGUGGCCUCGGGGUUGUGUCCUGGACUGCCAGAGGGGGCGCCACAGAGCUGUGUGUGGGAGUAACGGCAGGCUGUAUAAAUCUCUGUGUGCCUUCCAGAGAGCUCAGUGCAUCAACACACAGCUCCGCCUCGCUCCACGCACACACUGCUCAGAUCCAGCUCAGUCUAAAUGCCAGCAGGCCCGGGCUCAUGCCCUGGAGACCGGCGCUCACAGCAGUGCCGGCCAUGUUAGCCCUGUAGCAGCUGUCUUUGUACCAGAGUGCCACCCUGACGGUCACUUCCUGCCCGUGCAGUGUCACAACCAGACCGGUUACUGCUGGUGCUCCACACCUGAUGGGAAACCUGUCAGCGGGACUUCAGUGCUCCACGUGGUCCCCAACUGCACCGAUCACAUCACCACGCCAGAUGCAGAUUCAUCCCAAAUCAGCGAUGACGGGGAUGAAGCCGGGCCAACGACGGGACCCAGAAAGUCUCCAGAGCUGACCGCUCCUCCGUUCUGGGUGACCAUCCUGAUGAACUCUGACCCCAAAGCAAACCGCUCAGUCCGACGACCCGCAGACAAUCCUCAGACAUGCGAGCGUGAGCGGACGUCGCUGCUCUCUCAGGUGCGUUCGGUCUGGCAGGAAGAGGAGCGUUUCAUCCCAGAAUGCACUGCAGACGGACGCUACAGCCCCGCACAGUGUCACGCUGCCACAGGCUACUGUUGGUGUGUGAGGACGGACAGCGGGAGGCCGCUGCCGGGAACGUCUGCAAGGAAUCGCAUCCCAGACUGCACUGGGGCGGAGGAGGAGACACCACCAGAGAGGAGGUUCAGGGAGAAACCUCUGCCAGGUUGUCCUGGAGCUCGUAAGAAGCAGUUCCUGCAGAGUCUGGUCAGAGCCCUGCAGCUGGAAGCAGAGCAUCCUGGGAGUCUGAGUCAACACCCAGCCUCAAACACGCCUCUCUCCAGCUCUCCCUCUCCAUCCUUUAACUCUCCCACCUCCACCACUCCUUCCUCCUCCUCCACCCUGGAGGCCGUGCAGUCAUCCAGACCAGAGGAGGCGCUGCGGUGGCACUUCAGUCAGCUGGACUUGGACUCCAGCGGGAUGCUGAGCGAGCGGGAGGCUCGACCCCUCCGUCGGUUCCUGCGACGGCGGUUGAAGCCGCGACGGUGCGCCAAGAAGUUUUCUCAGUACUGCGACAGAGACGGAGACCGAGGGCUGACGCUGGAGGAGCUGAGGGUCUGCCUGAGCCUCUGAGGAGGUCAGAACCAGAGCGGCGAGUCUUCAGUCAGGCGGACAUGAUGUAGAGGCCUUUGCUGCAGAUCGCUAACAUGCCUGCAGCUCAGCUGGAAAAAACACAACGCCCAGAUUUCCUGCUGAUGAAGCAGUGAAGGACGAGCCGUCCGCAGCGAGCUUCAUCUGUCGGCUCUCCUCCUCUCAGCCGCAGCAGGAGGCUCAAUCAAACGAUCCCCGAUAGGAGUUAGUAAUGAUUUCUGCUUCUUGAACUCUCCCUCUGUCUCAUCUGCUCCUCUACCUGUCUGUCUACACCUCACUUCAACAUCUCUCUGGGGUUUUACAUCAGUCCCUCUUGUUUCUGUAACUCUUUAUUCUUUGAAUCCCUCCAUGUGUCCCUCCAUAUCUCGCUCUCUCCCAGUUGUCUGUUCUCCAUCAGAUCUCCAGCCGCCUGUGUGUCGCCCACUCACAGGACGCUCGCUGGCAGAGCUACUUAUUGCACUUUAAUUUGUUUUCCCAGAGUGCCGUGUGUGUGUUUGUGUGUGUGUGUGUGUGUGUGUGUGUGGCACAGAGAAUAAAACUAUAAAAGGGACAGAAACAUCAAGAUGUGACAGGAGAUAGUCUCAUGGCUUCUCAGGCUGAUCUCAUUGAGACUCAGAUCUCCAUGCAGAGCGUUAGGCGGUCUCAGUUCAGCCGAGGAUCUCUGGUCUCUGUUGCAGGUCCUGUACUUGCACUGAGGCGGGAACAUUACAGGACUGUGAUAGUGGAGGCUCCUGCUGCUGUGGGAGAGUCGCCACCAUCUGUCACUGGAGCAAGUCUCUACUCUGCAACAUGUUUCCGUCACUGAACAUGUUGAGUGUUGAACAGAGCGCUCUGUAGCUCUUAUGAGGAGCAGCCGGCCGAUAGAUGAGCUGCAGGGCUCAGCAGAAAACCACAGAGAGAGAUCAUGACUGCUUCUGGAGAACACGAGGACCCAAGAUGUUAUCAAGGAACUCUUUUCACAACAUGCAACAGAUCUUUGGGCCACAGUGUCUAUCCAUCUAUUAGCUGUAGGGGGUUUGGAGCAAAUCCUAUUACUGAGCUAUCCCUGGGCAGGAGGCGAGGUUCACUGUGAAACACGCACACACACUGCAGGCGACCAAAUAACCUCAUUGUAGGUCAUUAUUGUAGUUUCAUCACAGGCAGCCAUGUCCUGCAGCUUCUCCUGAUUCUUUGACUCUUCACAUGCAUUAAGCAUCUGAUUUAUCGUCCACACUAUGGAUACGGAAAGAUGAGGAGGAUGCAAGUCGUCUUUGAAACAGGAAGCAGCAGUUUCAUAAUAAAAGCGGGCUAAAUUUA